This is a messenger RNA of Lolium perenne, 2135 nucleotides long. NCBI's taxonomy places the organism in Eukaryota, Viridiplantae, Streptophyta, Magnoliopsida, Poales, Poaceae. The record is from RefSeq and is a predicted model, not a curated record.
CUGGCCGCCCGUGGUAUAUGCGGAUCUGUUUUGUUGCUUCGUGCCGGUGUCCGGUGAUAUGCGGCGGCGGCCCAGCGUACUGGCGUUGUCCGGCGGUGCCCCGGUUCUCCUGUCUUCUGGUUUCCCUCCGGCGGAGAUGCCGUGCGAAAUCCUGGCGGAGUGAUGCAGCUGAUGGGAUCGAUCCGGCGGCGCGAUUUGGUAGGCGGGCACGAGCUGCGAACCAAGUGCGCACCUGCUUGUGCUGUUGCCUCUAGUGUUAGACUGAGCGCUGCACUAGACACAUUCUGCGGUCAAGCAUUCGGUGCAAAAGAAAAAGCUUCUAUAGGUGUGCACACACAGAGAGCUACUCUAGUGUUAUUUGCCAUAUGCAUUCCAGUACUAGGUUCCUGAACAAUCAAGGGGCCGUGCUUCCCUUGAUGCUUAGCUCAUUGCUCUGUUCUGUGCUCAAUGUACCGCUGUGCUGGCUUCUCGUUCUCAAGUCUCCUCUUGCCAACAAGGGGGCUGACAUGGCUCUCCCUAUCUCAUAUUGGUUCAAUACCAUCUUGCUUGCUCUUUAUAUCAAGUACUCACCCACUUGCAAGGAAACAUGGACUGGGUUUUUAAGGGAUGCCUUCCACCAUGUGCCUCAGUUCCUCAAGCUUGCUGUGUCAUCAGCAUUAAUGAUAUGUCUAAGAUUCUGGGCGUUGGAGCUUCUAGUGUUUCUUUCUGCUAUUCUGCCAGACCCAAAACUCGAAACUUCUGCAUUCUCGAUCACGCGUAAUACAUCAUCAAUUGUUACCAUGAUCUCUGUUGGUUUGAGCACUUCCGCCAGCAUACGUGUCUCAAAUGAGUUGGGCGCCGGUCAUCCAAAACAAGCGCGGAAAGUUGUAUUAAUUGCUUUGUUUAUAGCUACUUCUGAAGGCUUGAGCGUACCAUCACUUCUAGUGCUGUUAAGAAAUGUAUGGGGAAAGGUUUAUAGCAACGAAACCAAAGUUGUAAAGUAUGUGGCCAAUAUGUAACCCUUGGUUGCCAUUAGCCAUCUUUUUGAUUGAACACAGUGCUUGUUUGCAGGUACGUAAACAUUUUAUUUUGUUUAUCUACAAGUGUACCAUUACCUGCAAUUGUUAAUUCUAAUAUACCUGUCAGCCACAUUUUGGAAAUCCUUGCACAUAUAUUAGACUUCUCGGCAUGCUUUUAAGUUUUAUCACAUGGCAAACUACGACACCAUGUGUAUCUCAUGAUUUAAAUAGAGUUUGAACUUUUCAACAGAAAAAUUGAGAUUUAGGUUAGCAUUUGUCACUGUUAAUUAAUUUUGUUAAAUGCACGCGUACUAUUAGAAUCAUAUACCUAAAAUCCAAGGGCUGUACCAUUCCUCAAGGUUAGAACUUCACCCAUGUGUCAGGGAUAAAUGCGGGCACAAGUGAACCAUUUGUAGAGCCCAUGGAUCGACUAAAUUAAAAUUCUGUUGCCGAAUGUUUUUGAGAAUGGUAUUUCAGAAGGAAAAUUUGUGUUUCAUUUUGAAUGUCAAUUACGUUUCAAAACAUAGACCUUUGGAAUACAAGGAUAUUGUUUUGUUUUGGAGCAGAGGGGUGCACUAUUGCUUACUUGUCCUUGUAAAGACAUGAAAAAAUUAUGGGCUGCAGUGAGUGGUACUCGUGUGUUCAUCAUUAUUUGGAUUGCUAGGUACAUUGAGGCGAUGUGGUUUGCAAAAGAUAGGUGCAAUAGUAAUGAUAAGAACGUUGUACGUUAUCGGUAUUCCUCUUUCAGUUGUUUUGGGCUGUGCUAUUCACCUGAUCAAAGGUACUUACACUAUUCUUCGGUUAAAAUUCUUUACUGGUGAAGUUCAUGAGCUAUAAUCAAGUGAUAUUGAAUAGCCCAUGAAGUUACUUCCGUAUUUGUGUUGCUACUAAAAAAGUAACUGUCAAUUCUUUGUCACUGUUGGAGCAGGGCUUUUGGAUUGGAUUCAUCAUCGCACUGUUCGUUCAAGAUUUGAUAUUUGGAAUGCUAUUUUCAUGCAUUAGCUGGGAGAACCUGGCUGCCAAAGCUAAAGAGAGAGUAUACGAUUCCAUUUCAAAAAAAGAAAACAUCUCUGAGGACAGUUUGGCACAACUUAAAGGUGUAAGGAGUACCGUACAAGAAGAAGAUCACGUAUGUCC